GUGGCCGCCUUUGCUGUGUCCCCAUAUCCGAACUCGACUGGACGCUUCCGCAAGUUUUUCAAUCCACUCCUUGGGGAGACGUACGAGUAUGAGCAAGAAGAUUUCAAGUAUCACGGCGAGCAGGGAUUCGUGAACACAAGCCUCCUCUUCGCCAGCCCUGAAGGAGCUCAGUAUGGUAAGCAAGCGCGUUUGGACGAAUUCUCCGAGUUGCCAGCUCCACACCGGCUCCGCGACCGCAACGCUGCAUAA
Messenger RNA from Ostertagia ostertagi, 249 nucleotides. The record is from the annotation of a GenBank genome assembly. NCBI's taxonomy places the organism in Eukaryota, Metazoa, Nematoda, Chromadorea, Rhabditida, Trichostrongylidae.